Molecule: messenger RNA, 4014 nt
Organism: Strongyloides ratti
Lineage: Eukaryota; Metazoa; Nematoda; Chromadorea; Rhabditida; Strongyloididae
Product: Plasma membrane calcium-transporting ATPase 3
Exons: 5
Coding region: 1-4014 (1337 amino acids)
Biological process (GO): calcium ion transmembrane transport; regulation of cytosolic calcium ion concentration
Cellular component (GO): membrane; intracellular membrane-bounded organelle
Molecular function (GO): P-type calcium transporter activity; ATP binding; ATP hydrolysis activity
Source: RefSeq, a predicted model, not a curated record
AUGGGAAAAGAUUCACUUAAUAUUGAAAAUGUAAUUAAAGACGAAAAAAAAGUAAUUGGAGAGUUCAAAGGUAAUGAAAUAUUUACUUCAUUACCUUUGAAUGAAAAAAUAUUAAAAGAAAAUGAUGAAAUUGUUGAAAUAAAGAUUGAUUCUAAUAAAGAAUCAGUAACUGUUGAUGACUUAAAAAAAUUAAUGGAAAAUAGAGGUGAAGAUUCAGUAAAUAAGAUUAAUGAAUGUUAUGGUGGUUUGGAUGGUUUUUGUAAAAUUUUAAAAACUGAUCCAAAUAAAGGAUUAUUAAAUAUAUCUGAUGAUAUACAAAAAAGAAGAAAUAAAUAUGGAUCUAAUACAUUACCUGCCACUCAUUCAAAAUCAUUUUUAUCACUCUUAUUUAAUGCUUGUAAAGAUCCAACAUUAGUAAUAUUAGUAAUUAGUGGUUUUAUUUCAUUAUUAUUAUCAUUUUAUGAUCCAGCUAAUUCUAAUUCAAAUAAUUCAACAAAUAUUACAACAACAUCUUUAUCAUUAACAUCAAUUCCUAAAGUUAUUUUAAAUGAUACACAUUUAUAUAAUACAACAAUUAAUGAAAAAAUUUUAAUGGAUAAUACAUUUUUUAAUGUAACAAAAGAUGAUCAAUCAAAGAUAGAAGAACAUAAUACAGCAUGGAUAGAAGGUGCAGCGAUAUUAAUUUGUGUAAUAGUUGUAGUAUUAGUGACAGCUUUAAAUGACUAUUCUAAAGAAAGACAAUUUAAGGCACUUCAAGCUCAAGUUGAAACAGGACAUAAAUUUUCUGUAAUAAGAGAUGAAAAAGAACAAAAUAUACCUGUAUCAGAUUUAGUUGUUGGUGAUUUAUGUAGAGUAAAAUAUGGUGAUUUAAUUCCAGCAGAUGGUAUAUUAGUUCAAUCAAGUGAUUUAAAAGUUGAUGAAUCAUCAUUAACAGGUGAAUCAGAUCAUGUAAAAAAAGGUUUAAAUUGUGAUGUAGCAUUAUUUUCUGGUACAUAUAUUAUGGAAGGUAGUGGUUUAAUGAUUGUUACAGCAGUUGGAAUUAAUUCACAAUCUGGAAUUAUAAUGGCAUUAUUAAAUAGUGGUCAUAAACCUGUAAAUAAUUUAUCAUCAUCAUCAUCUUCUUCUUCUUCCUCCUCUUCAUCUUCAUCUACAUCAGAUUCUGAUGAUGAAAAAUUAUCAACAUAUAUUUCUAAACAUAAAAUUCUUAGAUAUAAAAAAAGAAGACGCCGUAAUAGUAAUAGUUCAAAUAUUUCAAAUUUAUCAUCAUCAUCCUCCUCAUCAUCCUCAUCAUCAACAUCAACUUCAAUAACUUCAACUAAAUCUUCUGCAUCAAAUCAAUUAUCAAAAUCAAUUUUACAAGCUAAACUUUCAAAACUUGCAAUUCAAAUAAUAUCAUGUGGAACUGGUAUGGCAUUAUUGGCAUUAGUUAUUUUAGUUGUACGAUAUUCAAUAGAAAAUUAUGUUAUAGAACAAAAAUCAUUUGAUAUAACUGAUAUUCAUCAAUUUGUAAGAUUUUUUAUAAUUGGUGUUACAAUUUUAGUUAUAUCUAUACCUGAAGGUCUUCCUUUAGCAAUUGCUUUAGCCUUAACAUAUUCUGUUCGUAAAAUGAUGAAAGAUAAUAAUCUUGUUCGUCAUUUAGAUGCAUGUGAAACUAUGGGUAAUGCAACAACAAUAUGUUCUGAUAAAACAGGUACAUUAACAACAAAUAGAAUGACAGUUGUUCAAUCAUUUAUUAAUGAUAAUUAUUAUACAACUCAAGAAUUACAACCAACAUCAUCUGAUAUUGGUAUGACAACAAGAAAAAAACUUGCUCAAGCAAUUUCUAUUAAUAGUGCAUAUAAUUCAAUGAUUGAAGGACCAACAAAAAUUGGUGAAUCACCAAAACAACUUGGUAAUAAAACAGAAUGUGCUUUACUUGGUUUUUUAAAUCAUAUAGGUGAAAAUUAUGAUCAUGUAAGAAAAGUAUAUCCUGAAAAAGAACAUGUUAAAGUUUAUACAUUUAAUUCAUCAAGAAAAUGUAUGAUGACAAUAAUUUAUUUAUAUGAAGAUGGAAAAAUAAUUGGUUAUAGAGUAUUUGUUAAAGGUGCAUCAGAAAUAAUUUUAGCAAAAUGUAAAUAUAUUAUGAAUGGUUCUGGUGAACCAUUAACAUUUACUAAAGAACAAUAUGAUUAUAUUAAUGAAGAGGUAAUUGAAAAUAUGGCUGAAAAUGGAUUAAGAACAAUAUGUGUUGGAUAUAAAGAUUAUAUUUUAACAACAUGUAGAAAUGUAAAAUUUAAUGAAAUACCUAUUGAUAAUCUUAAUGAUAUUGAUGUUAAUAAUGAAGAUGAAAUAAAUAAAGAUUUUAAUUGUUUAGGUAUAUUUGGUAUUCAAGAUCCAGUAAGACCAGAAGUUCCACCAGCAAUAGAAACUUGUCAACAAGCAGGAAUAACUGUAAGAAUGGUUACAGGUGAUAAUAUUAAUACAGCAAGAGCUAUUGCUAUGCAAUGUGGUAUUAUUAAACCAGAUGAUGAUUAUCUUAUAAUGGAAGGAAAAGAAUUUAAUGAUAAAAUACGUGAUGAAAUGGGUAAUGUAGAUCAAGAAAAAUUAGAUGAAAUAUGGCCUAGAUUAAGAGUUUUAGCUAGAGCUCAACCAGCUGAUAAAUUUACAUUAGUUAAAGGAAUUAUAGAAAGUAAAAAUUCACCAAAUCGUGAAAUUGUUGCUGUUACAGGUGAUGGUACAAAUGAUGGACCAGCAUUAAAAAAAGCUGAUGUUGGUUUUGCAAUGGGUAUUGCUGGAACAGAUGUAGCAAAAGCAGCAUCUGAUAUUAUUCUUACAGAUGAUAAUUUUACAUCAUUAGUUAAAGCUGUAAUGUGGGGUAGAAAUGUUUAUGAUUCAAUAUCAAAAUUUUUACAAUUUCAAUUAACUGUAAAUAUUGUAGCAAUAUUAACAGCAUUCUUCUCAGCAUUAUUUAUAUCAGAUUCACCAUUAAAAGCAGUACAUAUGCUUUGGAUAAAUCUUAUUAUGGAUACAUUAGCAUCAUUAGCAUUAGCAACAGAAAUGCCAACUAAAGAAUUAUUAAGACGAAAACCUUAUGGACGUAAAAAAUCAUUAAUUUCAAGAACAAUGAUAAGAAAUAUAGCAUGUCAUGCAAUUUAUCAAUUAAUUGUAUUAUUUUUCUUAUUAUUUAAAGGAACUGAAUUACUUUAUGUUGAUAGUGGAUUAAAUGCACCAAUUCAUGCACCACCAAGUAAACAUUUUACAAUAAUAUUUAAUACUUUUGUUAUGAUGACAUUAUUUAAUGAAAUUAAUUCAAGAAAAGUUCAUGGUGAAAGAAAUGUAUUUAAACAUAUUUUAGAUAAUUCAAUGUUUUGUGUUAUAUGGAUAUCAACAUUUAUUUGUCAAAUAUUAAUAGUUCAAUUUGGUGGAGCAUGGUUUCAGACGUCUCCUUUAGAUUUUAAUCAAUGGUCUGUAUGCCUUAUUUUAGGUAUAUCUGUAUUACCAUUAGGACAAUUAAUUGCAUUCUUACCAAGUAAAAAACUACCAAAAAGUAUAGCAGUAGGAAGAGAGGUACCAGAAUUAACAAAAUCACAACCAGGUGGUAUAUGUGGUUGGGGUGGAGGAAUAUUACAACCAUCAGGUGUAGGUGGUCUUCAAAAAGGUGUUGAAAUGUUUGGUAUACAUAAUCGUGUUGUAAAUGGAUUAUUAUGUGAACGUAGUACACUUCCCGAACCAGCACCAAUGCAACAAGCACAAGUUGUUAAACAAUGGAGACGUUCUCUUAGACAUCAUCAACAUAAAAGAUUAACACAAAAAAGAUUACGUCAUGUAAGAAAAUCAAUUGAUAAUCAUUUUGAUUUUGCAUCAAUGCAAUCUGCUGACAAAGCUGAUAAAGCAAAAAAAUCUCAUGUUAGCAAACUAAUGAAAGCACAAAAUUUUCAUAGAGCUGUAUCUUUAGAUGCUCGUUCUCCAAGAGAUGAAGAAGAAAUAGAUACACCACCAAUAACUUCUAAUUUAAAAAAAGAAAAUGAAGAAUAA